GAGAGAGAGGAGAGAGGAGAGAGGAGAGAGUCAGUCUGUUGCAACCAGUGUCAGUUUCACAAAGGACUUGCUGAAGCCUCUGGGGCAGGUAGUAUUUGGGGCUCUACAAUCUAGAGUAAACUCCCAGACUCGACUGCUCCUAUCUCUUUUGUGUCUUAAAGCACCCGGAUUGGAGAGGAGCCGGAGGCUGGGGCCAGCGGGUUGUUACUUCUGUGGCUGUGGACGAGGAAGGGGGUGGGGAGAGUUGUGGGUGGUUUUUUUUUUUUUUUUUUUUUUUUUUUUUUUGUCGGAGAACCGAGGUAGCGUCUGCAGCUUGCAACUAUCACCAAAUAAACCUCAGCCUGCAGACGAGGAAAGAAGGACCCUCGGCCGGAUCGACAAGGGAGCCUGAGACUCUCCCUCCCCGGGCUCCGGCACUGGGAGAGGGAAGCCAUUGGUUUGGGGGGGUCUGGCUGUUCAUUUCCCCAUGGAUUUGAUGAUUAGGUUCGCUGUCUCUGCUCUUGUUCGAGAAGAUCGCAGGUGAAACUAUUAUGGUCUCGCAAAGCAUGGGGAAUUCAGAAGAUGCAGUUUAAAGACGGAAGAAGCAACAACAGAUUAAGCACAGGAGACUCUGCUUUCACGAACAGAUGCCUGAUGGUUGCCUACCCUUUCUCUUUCAUUAGGGGAGACAAAUUUGCUGUCAGCCAGCCAGAUUUCCAAUUUACCGAUAAUGAUUCUUGCAUGAAAAUUGAUCGAGGGGGCUUUCUAAUGCUGGGCGCUCUCUCCUUCUCUUCUCUCCCAGCUCUUCUCCUUCUGGCUGGGUUAUUGUAGCCUGCAGGAGUUUCUCCCUCCUUCCCACCACCAUCUCUCUGCUUCCUGAGUCAGUGGUGGGACGCCAAGGAAAAGAGAUAAGAACCAGAGGGGAGAAAGGGGAAGAGGGGAGAAAGACAGGGGGGCGUGGAGAAAGGGAACCAGGUUUUCAGUCUUUCUCCCUACCGAGACUUGUGUUUGCAAUAUCGGUUCCUUUAUUUCCGAGAAGAAAUAUCCCCACACUGUACUUCUUGGCUGUUUGAGUAUUAAUUUUCUUCUCUUCUCUCCUCUCCCCCACUCCUCCUUUCUCCCUCCUCCCCACUCUUUCUCCCCCCCCCCCCGCCCCUCCUCAACCAGUAGCUAAGGGGAAGCGAAAACAAAGCCGAUUUCUCCUUGGCAACAAGAGAUACCCCCCCUCUUACCGCCCCCCCCCCUUCCUUUUUCCUUCUGAUUCUGAACAUGAAGCCCUGUUGGAAACAAAUCCAUUGACCCUCGCCCUUGACAUUCAAAUGACUGAAUGGAGAAAAGAUUGCUACUCGCACGUCUUGGGGGCUGUUUUUCUCCCCUCUUUUUUUUUUUUUCUUUUUCUCAAAUGAGUAAUCCCUAAAGCAGAUCUCAAACCCGGGAAUCCUUCUCCUCUCUCGUUUUCUCUCCCUCCCUUUCCCUUUCUUUCUCUCCACCAUCACUCUCUCCCCACAACCCCCCCCCCCUUUUUUUAUUUGCAUCUCAAGUCCAAAAGGCAGAAAAUACACACCCAGGGAAGACAUCGAGGCAUCUGUUUAAAGCCUCCAAGUGCUGUCGUUUGGGUCAAUUACCUCACCCGUGGAUCUCCGAGCGCCAAGGCGGCCAAAAUUGGCGAGACAUUUUUUUUUUUUUAAACAAACUUAAAAUUUCUUGGAUUGCGAUUCGGAUCGCCUUCCUGCCCAUUUUUUUUUUUUUAAGAUUACAGAGGAUUAUUCUGUGGUUUGUUUUUUCUUCCUUGUCACCCGGUUUUCUGAUCACUAUGGAACUCUAAUUUAAACCAUGUUUGGAUUGAAGCCACCUCUCUAUUACUUACCAGGCAUGAGCCAUGAGCCAAAGUCCCCUUCAAUAGGAAUGCUUUCAACAGCGACUCGGACCACUGCUACCGUCAGCCCCUUGACCCCUUCUCCUCUCAAUGGCUCCCUUGUACCCAAUGGCAGCCCAGCAGCCACCAGCAACCUGUCAGUUCAAGCAGCGCCCUCUUCCAGCUUCGCCGCCGCUCUGCGCAAACUCGCAAAACAGGCAGAGGAACCGAGAGGGUCUUCAAUAAGCAGUGAGUCUUCCCCUGUAUCUUCUCCGGCAACCAACCACAGCUCUCCUGCUAGCACGCCCAAGCGAGUGCCCAUGGGGCCCAUCAUUGUUCCUCCGGGGGGUCACAACGUCCCCAGCACACCCCCAGUGGUCACCAUCGCACCAACGAAAACGGUCAAUGGUGUCUGGAGAAGUGAGAGCCGACAGCAAGAAGCAGGAUCUAGAAGUGGCAGCAGCAGAGACCGUCUCAUCGUGGAGCCCCCGCUGCCCCAGGAGAAGGCGGCGGGGCCCGCCAUCCCAUCGCACCUCCUGAGCUCUCCCUACCCCUUCAGCCUCCCCCCCAGCUCCGUCGUCCAGGACUCCCGCUUCCCACCGCUGAACAGCCUCCAGCGCCCUGUACAUCAUGUGGUCCCCCCCAGCACCGUCACCGAGGACUAUCUGCGGAGCUUCCGCCCUUAUCACACGACGGAAGAUCUCCGGAUGUCCUCCCUGCCGCCCAUCAGCCUCGAUCCGGCCACUGCUGCUGCCUACUACCACCCCAGCUACCUGGCCCCUCAUCCCUUCCCACACCCGGCCUUCAGGGUGGAUGAUUCCUACUGCCUUUCAGCCCUGCGCUCCCCCUUCUACCCGAUCCCAACUCCCGGCUCGUUGCCUCCUUUACACCCAUCAGCUAUGCACCUCCAUCUCUCGGGGGUUAGGUACCCUGCGGAGCUGUCUCACUCAUCCCUCUCAGCACUGCAGACGGAGCGAAUGUCAAGUCUCACUGCAGAAAGAUUACAGAUGGAUGAAGAGUUGAGACGGGAGAGGGAACGGGAACGAGAACGUGAAAGGGAACGGGAGAAGGAGCGAGAAAGGGAAGCUGAUCGGGAGCGAGAGAAGGAGCGAGAAAGGGAACGAGAACGAGAAAAAGAACUGGAAAGAGAGCGGGAGAAGGAACGGGAGCGGGAAAGAGAAAAGGAACUGGAGAGACAACGGGAGCGAGCCCGAGAGAAGGAGCUGAUGGUCAAGACUAUAGAGAACCAGUUCCUGCCAGUAUCCGAGCUGCAUGGGCUACGGGUCCUUCCGGCAGAGGAUCGGGUGAAACCUUCAGAGCAACUAACACCAAACAGACCAGAGAAACUCAAGGAGCCUGCCUUGCAGACCCCGAAGGCUGUCCAGCACCCCCUGCACCCUGCUCCCGCUUCCCACCACCCAGUGCCCAGCCUCAUCUCCAACCACAGCAUCUUCCCCCUGCCCGGGAGUAGCGCGGCCACAGCCCUGCUGAUCCAGCGCACGAAUGAGGAAGAGAAAUGGCUGGCUCGCCAACGGAGACUACGGCAGGAGAAGGAAGACCGGCAGUCCCAGGUGUCGGAGUUCCGACAGCAGGUCUUGGAGCAGCAUCUUGACAUCAGCCGCCCCCCAGCUCCCACAGAGCCGGAACACAGGCCUGAGAACCCCAGACCGGGACCAACUCGUCAUGAGCCAAGCAGCCGAGACCAGCCACAGCACUUUGGAGGGCCCCCGCCCCUCAUCUCUCCCAAACCUCAGCACCAUCCCAUGCCGACCUCCCUCUGGAAUCCAGUAACCUUGAUGGAAAACACCCUGGAACCACGAAGGGUACAAGAAAACCAUUCUCUGCAUACCCACCCAGCUCCGUUUGAGCCCGGCCGACAAGCCAUCCCCUUGGUUAAAGUAGAAAGGGUUUUCUGCCCGGAGAAGCUGGAAGAGGGGACUAGGAAGAGGGAGGCAAGCCUGGAUAAAUACCAACCACUCAGGGAGCCUGGGUCAUUGGAACACAGUGGGUACUCUCACGGGCCCUUCUUGGCUGAACUGGAGAAGUCCACUCAGACCAUCCUCAACCAGCAGAGAGCAGCUCUCCCCCAGCCCGGACAGUUCCCUGACGUGAGCCUGCCCCCAAAGCCCAGCUCUCCGUAUCGGCCCCAGCUCCCCAGGGGCCCCGACCCCAUGUACGUUUACGACGAGUUCUUACAGCAGCAUCGGAAGCUGGUCAGCAAACUGGACCUGGAGGAACGUAGGCGGCGGGAAGCCCAGGAGAAAGGUUACUACUAUGACCUUGAUGACUCUUAUGAUGAGAGCGAUGAAGAAGAAGUCCGGGCCCACCUCCGAUGUGUCGCCGAGCAGCCGCCCCUCAAGCUGGACACGUCCUCUGAGAAGCUAGAAUUCCUGCAGCUCUUUGGCCUGACCACCCGACAGCAGAAGGAGGAAUUACUGACGCAGAAGAGGAGGAAGAGACGCCGGAUGCUAAGGGAGCGGAGUCCGUCUCCCCCGGCGGUUCAGAAUAAGCGGCAGACCCCUUCCCCCAGGCUCGCGCUCUCCACUCGAUACAGUCCCGAUGAGAUGAACAACAGCCCCAACUUUGAGGAGAAGAGGAGGUUUCUGACCAUUUUCCACCUGACUCACAUCAGUGCUGAGAAGAGAAAAGACAAAGAGAAACUUGUUGAAAUGCUCCAUGCCAUGAAACAGAAGACAUUGUCGGGAGCAGUGACAGACUCAGUGAAAAACGCUUCGAGGGACAGUCCCAUUAUCUCCCUGAGCGAGCCAGCAGCGCAGCAAGUCCCUGCAGAUGCAGACAGACCCAUCGGUACUGCAGCCUCCUUAUCGGACACGCCGAAGCCAGCAGAACCUGGAAGACUUGAACAACCCAGACCCCAGGAGCUCCAGAGAGUUGGGGAUCCAGCCUCCGAGAAGGGCAGAAUGAGUGAAACCCAUGGGGGAAAGAAGAGCUUGAGCAUGCUCCAUUAUGUCAGGGGUUCCUUGUCCAAGGACAUCCCCAUCCCCUUGUCUCACAGCAUGAAUGGGAAAAAUAAGCCCUGGGAAGCCUUCAUGGCAGAAGAGUUUGCGCAUCAGUUCCACGAAUCUGUGCUGCAGUCUACCCAGAAAGCCUUGCAGAAGCAUAAAGGAAGUACAACCUUGCUCUCUGCUGAGCAGAACCAUAAAGUCGACACCUCCGUCCACUAUAACAUUCCUGAGUUACAGUCCUCCAACCGGGUAUCGAUGGCUCAACACAAUGGGCAGCAGGAGACCUCAUCUGGGAGGAAGGGCCCCAUUUCCCAGGAGCUGGACAGAGACUCGGAAGAGGAAGACAAAGAGGAAGAAGAAGAGGAAGAGGAGGAAGAAGCCCCCAGACCCAAGUGGCAAGGGAUUGAGGCAAUUUUUGAAGCUUACCAGGAACAUAUAGAAGAACAAAACCUGGAACGGCACGUGUUGCAGACCCAGUGCAGACGGCUGGAAGCCCAGCACUAUAGCCUCAGUCUGACAGCUGAGCAGCUCUCACACAGCAUGGCGGAAUUAAGGAGCCAGAAACAGAAGAUUGUUUCAGAAAGGGAGCGACUUCAGGCAGAACUGGAUCACUUACGAAAGUGCCUUGCGUUGCCUGCAAUGCAGUGGUCUAGGGGUUACUUCAAGGGAUAUCCCAGGUGACGUUCCCUUGCACUAGGCCGAACAUAUAGUAUAGAAAUAUUAUCUAUUUUAUUACCUUGAAUAUUUAAUAUUUUUCACUGGGAGGUUUGAAGCUUAAAAAAAAAAAAGAAAAAAAGAAAAAGAAAUUGAGAAUGUGCCAUGCAUGAAGCAAAGGAUUCUGGGAUCCAGGAAAAAAAAAACUUAAUUUUGACUUCAAUGCAAUCGAAUCACCUUUGUAAUUCUGCAAGCAACCCAUUUAGGAAGCCCAUAGCUUUUGUUUUCUUUUCAAGUUGGUUUUGUUCUUUUCCCCCCUUUAUUGUUUUGGCUUUUAUAUAUACAUAUUAUAUAUAUAUAUGUGACAUACAUAUAUAUAUAAAAAUAUAUAUAUAUGAUGAAGAUGAAGGUUCCAUUACCAACACUAAAACCCAUUCAGUGUCCCAGGAGUGCCCAUCUGCACUUGACUGGAUCAAACCAAUUCUGUAUUCCUUCUGUUGCCAUAUUAGUUCUAAAGAACUGAAUUUCUGCUCUGUGAGGAUGGGGUGGGCUUCCAUCUGCCCCACAAGUGUAUGGCUUUCUUCGGUUGGAGAGGAGAUUGGGUGCAUUGUAAGUGACAGGAUUGUUCAUUUCAAUUACUCAAGUAAUUAUCUUCAGAGCAUCAUGUCCUGGGAGCAAACAAAGCCACAGUACUUGAGACUAUCCCUAAGGCUUUCCCACUGGAAAUGCACUUAUCUAAAAAAUAAAAUGAAUAAACAAACGGAAGGUACCUUUUUAUUAUGGGACGGGGAGGGGGGUGAAUUGUACAGAACUAUACACAUACACACAGAUACACACAGACACACACAGGCCCACGACAUUGUGUUACUGCAGUGGGUUAUGUUUUCAUACAAACACAAAUUUUGAGAGAAAAAAAAAGUCAAAAAGGUGCUUCGGCCUUGUACUGUGUAUAUAUAUUAAAAAAAAAAACAAAGUUUUGUAUGUUUUUAUUACUUUAAUUAUUGUUAUAAAAAGCCUGCCAUUUUUAAUAUGUGGUUUGGGGGGGUUGGUUUGGGGGUUGGUUUCCUGUUUGGGGUUUUUUGUUUUGGGGUUUUUUUUUUUUGUUUUUUGUUUUUUUUUGGUUCUAUUUUUGUUUCUUUUGUUUUGUUUUGGCAAAAAAAAAAAAAAUCUUGCUUUUAGUGUUUGUACCGCUGCUGGUCAGAACAUUAAAAUAUUGAAGCAUUUUAAAGAAUUUUUUAAGAGGCAAAGUAAAAGCUUUCCACUGGCGCAUAUGCUGUCAAUUCAUUUUCAACUUGUGUUGUACCAGAGAAUUCUUUCAAAAAGCCAUGCAUCACUUCUAACCUCCCUCCUUCCCUUUCUCUGUUCUUUCUGUUGUUAGUUUUUUUUUUUUUUUCCAGCACUUGGAAAGUAAAUUGAAAUAUGACCAGCUGCUAUUGAGUGAGGAGGGGAUAGUCUGUGUUGGGAACAAGAUAAAAAUUACUUCUGUGUGUUUUGUGGCAGCGCGCACGCGCGUGUGUGUGUAUGUCUGUGUUUUCUUUUCAGAGCCCUUUUCAGGAAGUAAAUGUUCUGUGAUCUAAAUCUAUGAUGUCUUACAGCAAUCUGAGCAGGUGCAAAGUAGGAAACUUUAGCGGCUUCACGUAGAUGCAGUUUUAAGAGCUUUUAAAGAGCCUAAAUGUAGAGGUUCACAUAAUGUCUGAGCUGAACUCCUCUUCUUUUUUAAUGGAUAUGGCAAGAGCAGGAGGGGCUAGAAACUGGAAGAAUAAAACCGGACUGAACAGGAGAAGAGGAUUCUUCCAUCUUGCCUUAGCCUUGAUCUAUCUCGGCAGUGUUUUGUUGUGGAUGGGGAAAUUUUGUCAGGAAGAGGAAAGAGGGGUUCCAUUCCCAAAGACAAGAAUGUUUGGGGGGGGGGUACAGAGCAGAAGACGAAGUAAUCUUACUGAUUUGUGAUGUUUAAACUUUCUCACUUAGCUAGUGAGCAGUUAUGUUUCUGCUCUUUGAUUGCUAAGGGGUGUCCCGAUCUUUUCUCGGUCUAGAUACAGCUUUCUAGCAGAUGGCAUUAACAUGGCUUUAUCUGUUCCUACACAGUUUAUUUUGUAUGUUUGCCAGGAAUCUUCCAGUUAUUAGCAAACUCAGACAAAAAGGGCCGCCAGUAUUAUCAGCAGUCAACAAGCGCCUUCCUUUCCAGAGAUAUUACUUGAAAAGAUGAGAGGCUGUACUUGGAUACCUCCUCCCCUAAAAGAUAUUGUGAAAUUUGCCAUGUACUCUGUAGGUGUAGCUUGGGGGUAAAGGAGCUAAUUUGCCAAAGACGAGGGCAAAAGUAUCAAUGUACUUCCCAUAACAAAAUCUGCUGACUGUGUCUAGUUCGGAAUUUCUGAGGGAGGGGCAUUUUCUGCUGCUGAGCCCUUUUCCAUAGUCCGUGGGAAAACUUGUCUCUUUUUGAAUUGGCUUCUGGGCUAGGAAUAGCCUCAGUCGAAGGAAACUGGGCAAAGGAAGGUUUACCAGCUCAUAGACCUGUGACAUCAUGGAAGAGGGAAGACACAGCACAGGACUUCGAGAAAUCGGGCUAGCCUAGAACACACUUAAUUAGUCCACCAGCUCCAGGCUUUGAGGAGUAUUUUGUCAGCUCUUGUCUUGCAAUGGACUCUCACCUAGCCAUACUGGUAUAACAGCAGGCAAAAGAUAGUAUGGUUCCAAAGGUGCCUGUUGAUUGAUAGGUGCCAUAGGGUUGAGAGUACACUACUAUUAAGAGAGCUUUGACUAUACUUGUUUCUGAUUGGCAUUUGAAUCUCAGCUUGACUCUGAGCUUUCUGUGCCCAUUUCGUUAUGUAGAUCUCUGAAUACUCUCCUUCCUCCAAAAAAAGAAACCCAUAGAACAGAAAUGACCAAUAGGAUAAGGAACUAUUGAAACAGACACAUUCUUGAAAUGUGUACAUAUCCUGAUGGGUUUUUCCCCUUGUCACGUUUAGAAUAGCACCAACACAGAAAGAAUUUAUAAUUAUUUUCAUACACUUCUAUUCAGAAAAAUGUGAGAAUAUGGCAGCUCUUAGUCUGUUUUUAAUUAGGCUCUGAAAAAAACUGACAAAAACAAAAUCUGGAAAGCUUUUUAAUUUCUUGUUAGGAUUGAUGGAAAAACAGGGAAAAAAACCUUUAGGAUACAAAAUGGUGAAAGUUCAACAAAUAUUUAUCAUGAUUGGCUCUAGAUUUGAUGAUGCUCUCUUAGUUUCAUUAUUUAUAUAGAGAUUUUGGUUUUUAGCAACCAGAAAUGGUACAUCAUUUUUGCAGAAAUAAGACUGCAACCCAGACUCCUUAAAGGUUCAAUGAGGAAAACUGCUGAAUUUUAAGACUCAGUAGCUAUAGAUAGAUAUUUGCACUUCGCCCCCAAAUUGAAACAAAACAAAACGCUCCUGAGGCUUCUUCAUUCCUUGGACUUACCACCCAAUGAUGUCAUUUUCCUUUUGCAAACAGACAUUCUGGAAGCAACACAUGGCUGGCACAGUUAUUGAAGUAAGACACUUAGGGUAGUUCAGUUUCAGAAGAAACAACUGAUGUCUAUCAGUUGUCUGAGCAAAAACGAGAGUAACUGAGAUGUCAUAUUCAGUCACUUUUGUAUGUUACAAGAGGUGAAAUUAAUUCUGGAUAAUCCGAAUCAAGGGCUUCAGUUGGACAAAUCAUUAAGUUGCCAUUGCCCUUUGAAGAAAAUUAAUUUCAUUAACCUAGAAAUACAUGAAGCUGUGAUUCAAAUUCAUUUAUGAAUGGCAUUUAAAAAAUAGCAUUGUGUAUUCAAUCACUGCCCCACAACUGCCAUAUUAUGAAAAGUUGAAUUUCAAAGAGGACCCAUUUUUAAAGAAAAUCUUGUUAAAAAUGCAUCCACUCCAAGUUAUCUCUGAGUUGCAGGAAGAGAUUUCAAGGAGCCGCCACUAGAUGGAGAUGGUCAACACGCGCCAAUUCUAGUACUCUAACUGUAUAUUAGCCAUUUGCAGCAAUUCCUAUACUCUUUAAAGUAACAAACGCUGUUGAUUCCUUUUUUCUUAAUCCUUUGGUAGCCUAUCCCCAACUUUUUGACCCUGUGCUUUACUCUAAGAAUUCUUCAUUCUGCCUUGACCCAAAGCCCAUGCUGAUUGGUUGUGAUUUGUAUGUACCCUGUGCAUAAUUCCUAGAGCAGUAAAUCAGUACAUGGGAGGAGGAAGGGCACCUCAGUCAACAGGGGGGCAGUUUAGAUGCUGUGAAAUUAAACCUGUUCUAAGUGUACUUGUUUGAAUUAAUUGUAUUGUAAUAUAUUAUUUGUUGAAUGUAGUAAUUAGGUAUUUAUGAAUAUAUUGCUGUAAUUUCUGACAACAUCCAAAAAAUAAAAUCUUCCUAAAUCA
Antechinus flavipes (yellow-footed antechinus) is the source of this 9818-nucleotide messenger RNA. RefSeq names its product Gse1 coiled-coil protein (gene GSE1). The transcript is spliced from 16 exons. The record is from RefSeq and is a predicted model, not a curated record. The coding region runs from base 1813 to 5481 and encodes 1222 amino acids. Lineage: Eukaryota; Metazoa; Chordata; Mammalia; Dasyuromorphia; Dasyuridae.